ACGGUUGUACGGUUGCCGAUUGCGUUACGAUUGUGAGGCACUGUAAAGUGAUAAUACUAAACGAAUUUCGAAGUUAUUUAGUCGCGGCCCAGCAUAAACCCGUUUAUUAAUCAUAGCAAAAAAAAAAGCGAAACAAAAAUUUUCACUUACAUUGAAUACUUGAGUGAAUACAAUAUUGAUGAUGGCCAGGCAAGGUCACUUGUUCCUGGUGCUGUCGCUAGUGGUGAUCGUUGUGGUGAAUCUAACCUUAGCCUAUAACUUAUCACCGCUACCCAAUGUACAGAUAAAUGAUCCGCAAUUUGCCACCGUUAUACCCAAAGUGCGUGCGUCAUACUUUGGUUAUACCAUCAACCUAAGGCCUCAUGGCAUAUUUGUCGGUGCGCCUCGUGCCCAAUCCACAUUGGAGGCCCAACGUGGGGUCAAUGAGACGGGAGCAAUCUACAAGUGCUCUCUAUUGAAUGGCACCUGCAGUCCCUAUGUGUUCGAUGCCUUGGGUAACAAACAGGCGGCAGCUAAUGAAUACACAUGGGAUUCGGAGCGCAAGGAUCAUCAAUGGUUGGGCGCAUCCAUGGAUGGGGGCACUAGCGAUAAUGAUAAAUUAUUAGUAUGUGCUCCACGUUUCAUUGCACCAUCGAACAGCGAUUAUCAUAUGCAUGGCAUAUGCUAUUGGGUAUACAAUACUGUCAGCGAACAGCCGGAAAAGGUUGUUCGCAUAUCGCCAUUGCGUUUGAGGGAUCAACAAGUGGAAGAGGAUGAUACGGGCUAUAGGUAUUUCUAUUAUAUCCUUGGUGAGCAGGGUCUAAGUGCUCAUGUCUCGGAUGACAAUAAGGAAAUGCUUAUCGGUGCUCCUGGCAUAUUCAUGUGGAAGGGAUCGGUUAUACGGUAUAAGCAAGUGCCCCUGGUGGAUCAACCACAAGCCAGUCGUCGCGAUACAAGUGAAGCCCAGAAGAGGGUGAAGGUGAAGCGGGCAAGUGGCGAUACGGAUAUCAAUUAUUCGCCCGAUGUCUCAUAUACCACAGAUAUACCCAAUCCACAUCGUUGGGGACAACCAGAUGAUUCCUAUUUUGGUUAUGCGGUGGCCACUGGCCAUUUCGAUAGCACCGACUUGAAACGUUUGCUCUAUGUGGCCACAGCUCCCCAGGCUAAUGAGCAAUCCGGCGAAGCGUAUAUCUUUGAUGUGCGAGGCAAAUCCAUUGAGAAGUAUCAUGUGCUACGUGGUGAACAGUUUGGUGAAUAUUUCGGUUAUGCAGUUCUAGCCGAAGAUCUCAACGGGGAUGGCUUAACGGAUGUCAUUGUUUCGGCUCCACAAUAUGCUUUAGAGGACUCGCAUGACAAUGGCGCCAUAUAUGUGUUCCUCAAUAAAGGAAGGUUCAAUUUUGAAGUCAAACAGUUGCGUUCACCCAUUGCGACAAGGGCACGUUUCGGGACAACUUUAUCGCGCCUGGGAGAUAUUAAUCACGAUGGUUUUAAUGAUAUUGCUGUCGGGGCUCCAUUUGCUGGCAAUGGUUCGGUCUUCAUAUAUCUGGGCUCCGAGCAGGGCUUGAGGGAUCAGCAUAGCCAACGUUUGGAUUCGCCAGUGGAACAAACUUCCAAGUACGAGGGCUCUCAUAUGUUUGGACAUGGUCUGUCACGUGGUUCUGAUGUCGAUGGCAAUGGAUUCAAUGAUUUCGCCAUCGGUUCGCCCAAUUCGGAAUCGGUUUUUGUCUAUCGUGCAUAUCCUGUGGUGAAAAUUCAGGCCAGUGUUCGUUCACAAUCGCGUGAAAUUAAACCCGAUCAGGGACGCAUACAAAUCACAGCCUGCUAUGGACUGACCACAACAGCCACUCAGGCGUCAGCCCAGCAACAGGAGUUGGCCAUGCGCAUUGUCAUCGAUUCGCAAUUAAAGCGUGUGAAGUUCACUCAAAGCUCCAGUAAUGAAUUGAGCUUCACGGCCGAUGCCAAGGUAACACAACAGUGUCGUGUCUUUGACUGUGAUGUACGCUACAGUGAGAAGGAUAUUUUCAAGCCCAUCGAAAUGGAAAUGCAUUACGAACUCACCAAGAAUGUGCCAAACGAUACAGCAGAAUUCUGUCAGACUUGUGUGGCUGUUGAUCCAGCUGAUCCCAAGGUCUAUUCCGAGAAAAUUAUAUUUGUAACUGGCUGUGCCAGUGAAAUCUGCAUAGCUGACUUGCAUUUGACCGCCAAGGAUGUGAGCUCCACUUUCACUUUGGGUAGUGCCAAUGUCCUGCGUUUGAAUUACGAAAUAACCAAUAACGGAGAGACUGCCUAUUUGCCACAAUUUAAUAUAACAAGCUCAAGUCGUUUGAAUUAUGCUCAAAUACCAUGGAACUGUAGGGUUGAUGAGGCUCAUGUAAUGCUGUGUGAUCUUCAUGGUGGACGCCCGUUGGCCAAGGGAGAAAAGGACACCAUUUCUAUAAGCUUUGAUGUUAGCAGUCUUGAUGGCCGCAACUUGAUAAUCGAUGCUGAAGUCUUUAGUACGGGCAAUGAAAAGAAUUCUACGGAUAAUCAGCUACAUACGGUUAUUGGACUCGUGGAGUACACGGAAAUUGAUGCCACGGGUGGUCAAUCAAAUGCUCAAAUUGAUUUGGAACAUUAUAAAAAUAUUGCUGAAAUUGUCAAUAAUUAUGAGAUCAAAAGUAAUGGUCCCAGCACAAUUGAUGCUUUGGAAUUGGAAUUCUAUAUACCUGUUACAUACAAGGUGGCUGGAUCCACAGCUGUUAUACCCAUUAUCGAUGUGAAUAACAUUAGCAUGCAGGCCACCUAUGAUGCCCAAUUGAGAAAUAUCGAAUUAUUCGAUGAGAAUAAUACUUUGCUCAUCACGAAUCCCAUUGAGACAUCGACCAUUAGCCAGGUGAAUAAGGCAAAGUCGGGAAACAGACAAUAUGAUGCCGUUAAGAGCGGUCAUGUGGAUAUUCUGGAUUCCAAUUCAGUGGCCACUGCCUCUAUGACCCGAAAGCGUCGCGAUCUCAAGGCUCUGACUGCCAAUCGGGAGCAAUAUGCACGGAUUUCACAGAUCAAGGCUCAUGAAUUGCUCAGUGAUGAUUACAAGGGCAAAUUGCCAGUGAAUCGCACCAUUGUGUUCAAUUGUCGGGAUCCCACAAUGACCAGUUGUGUACGGGCCGUGAUCCGUAUCUAUAACUUUAAGCCCGAGAAGCCAGUCAAUCUGAAUAUGCGCUAUACAGUUGAUCUUAACGAGAUCAAUGCCAUUCUGGUAGAUCCCUGGGAGUUCUUUGUUGUGCUAAUCGAUCUGAAGGUGCGCAAAGAGGGCGAUCCAUUGGGCAGUUCAUUGGUUAUUAAACGUAAAAUUGAACCGAAUGUGAUAUCGAAACAUUUGGACAGAAGUACGCCCAUUUGGAUUAUAAUUGUGUCAGUUUUGGGUGGUCUCCUCCUGCUGGCUGGCUUGGUCUAUGGCAUGUAUAAGCUUGGCUUCUUUGAGCGAGCCAAAAAGGAUGAAAUGGAAAGACUAACACAAGAAAAUCCAGUUGAGCCUGAGGCUGAAAACCUUAAUAGUGGCAGCAAUUAAUAUAAUGCAAUUAUAAUAUAACAAUCAAUCCAUGUGAUUUUUCAGGGCCUGGUAUACAUCACACAUUCUAAAUGAUCUGGUCUACUGGUCAAGCAACCAAAAUCCUAUAUAGAUGACGCCAAUAAAUUAGUCUUAAAAAAUAUUAUAUUCCAGAAUGCAAUAACUUUUACACUGCAUUUACAGACAACGAAUGGAGAAAGAAAACAAAACAAACGAAAGAUAAAGAAAAGAAGUUGAGAGAAGAGAGUUCAAGCAUUUAAUGUUCUUGUUGUUAAUUAAGUGACUUGUAUUUUAAUUUAUUAGUUUUAGUUUUUGUGUCACGCACAGUCAAAGCCAUAUUGCCAUCAUUAUGUGUACAUAUAUACAGAGAUAUAUAUAUAUAUAUAUAGAACUCUACAUAAAUAUAUAUAUUUAUUAAAUAAUUUUGUAAUUAGUGUUCAGCUAGUUUGUAAGCUAACUAACAUGGCAAAAGCAAAAAGACUUUAAAGUUGUAAAAAUUGUUGAGAAAGACGAAGAAAACUAACAAAACAAAUCAAAAGAGAAAAAAAAAACCGAAAAAUUAUAACUUAAAUGCUUGAAUAAAAUAUUGUGAGCAGAUUUUAUACGAAACGAAACUCUAGUAUUAUAUUAGUGAAAAGUAUUAAAAAUAAAGAAAAAAUUUAAUUUGUUUUUUUA
Drosophila willistoni is the source of this 4198-nucleotide messenger RNA. RefSeq names its product integrin alpha-PS3. Bases 179 to 3523 code for a protein of 1114 amino acids. The transcript is spliced from 8 exons. Gene Ontology annotation, molecular function: integrin binding. Gene Ontology annotation, cellular component: integrin complex; external side of plasma membrane. The record is from RefSeq and is a predicted model, not a curated record. Lineage: Eukaryota; Metazoa; Arthropoda; Insecta; Diptera; Drosophilidae. Gene Ontology annotation, biological process: integrin-mediated signaling pathway; cell-matrix adhesion; cell adhesion mediated by integrin.